This is a messenger RNA of Planococcus citri (citrus mealybug), 2774 nucleotides long. RefSeq names its product transmembrane 9 superfamily protein member 4 (gene TM9SF4). Gene Ontology annotation, biological process: protein localization to membrane. The record is from RefSeq and is a predicted model, not a curated record. Bases 170 to 2074 code for a protein of 634 amino acids. The transcript is spliced from 10 exons. Gene Ontology annotation, cellular component: membrane. NCBI's taxonomy places the organism in Eukaryota, Metazoa, Arthropoda, Insecta, Hemiptera, Pseudococcidae.
UUUUCAGAAAAAGAAAAAAACUUGUCAUUUUUUUGAAAUUUUCCGAAAAAUUGAUAAUUUUGGUAUCGAAUAACUUUAAUUACAGAUAUGGAUGAUUCACUGAAAUAUCCAUAGUUGAGUGCUGGUCUUGUAAUAGUGAACUUGUGACCAUCCAUGUUGUGGAACAAAAAUGACUAGUUCGACGUUAAUUGCUAUCGCCUUAUUGUGUUCGAGCAUCGGUGUACUAGAUGGAUUCUAUGUACCAGGAGUUGCACCCGUUGAAUUCAAACGAGGCGAUCCGAUCGAAAUAAAAGCAGUAAAGAUAACCAGUACUCGAACCCAACUUCCCUACGAAUACUACUCGCUACCGUUCUGUGCUCCUAAAAAUGGCACUUUUUAUAAAUCUGAAAACUUGGGCGAAGUAUUACGCGGAGAUCGUAUUGUGAAUACACCGUACGAUGUACGAAUGGCUGAAGAUAUCGACUGUCAUGUUCUAUGUCAUGCUCCUAAACGACCGAUGAAAUGGAGUUUUAACCAACAAAACAUCAUAUUGAAUAGAAUCUCGCACGAUUAUUACGUUCAUUUACUUGUGGAUAAUUUACCCUGCGCUACUCGAAUCGUUAAUCCGUCAACGAAUAAUGUAGCUUUCGAACACGGUUAUAGAUUAGGAUUCAUUCGCGAUAGUAAAUCGUACAUUCAUAAUCAUCUGAAAUUCAUUCUUCGUUAUCACGAAGUUUCGAACCGAGGAGUAUACAGAGUGGUUGGUUUCGAAGUUGAAACGUACAGUAUCGAUAAAUCGGAAUUAUCGCUUCGAGAUAAUGAUCCUGUUAACAAUUGCCAACUGCCUCAAAACUUAUUAUCGGCUAAACCUCAGCCUGCUUUGGAACCGAGUAACGGACCAUUGGACGUCUACUUAACGUAUUCUGUGACUUGGAAAGAAUCGGAAAUCAGUUGGGCUUCACGCUGGGAUAUCUAUUUGGCUAUGACCGAUGUUGAAAUACAUUGGUUCUCUAUUAUCAACUCGAUCGUCGUUAUAUUUUUCUUGACAGGAUUAGUUACUCUAAUUAUUAUCCGAACGUUGAGAAGAGAUAUCGCCAAGUACAAUGCUGACGAUGCUGCUGACGAAGCUAUCGAACAAUCUGGAUGGAAAUUAGUCCACGGUGACAUCUUCAGACCGCCGAAAUAUCCUCGUUUAUUUGUAGCCACCAUCGGAUCCGGUGUUCAGAUAUUCUUGAUGUCGAUGAUUACUAUUUUGUUUGCUAUGUUGGGAAUGUUAUCGCCGGCGUCUCGAGGAGCUUUGAUGACAUGCGCUAUAUUUUUCUACGCAGCUAUGGGAGGUAUAGCUGGAUUCGUGUCAGCUCGAAUAUAUAAGACGAUCAGAGGUCGAAGAUGGAAAAAAGCUGCGUUUUUGACUGGAGUUCUUUAUCCUGGUAUGGUCUUCAGUGCGUGUUUCUUUUUGAACUUCUUCAUAUGGAAGAAAAGUUCCAGCGGAGCUGUACCAUUUACAACUAUGUUAUCUCUUUUAUUCAUCUGGUUCGGUAUUUCAUUACCGUUGGUGUAUCUUGGUUAUUACAUCGGUUAUAAAAAACCACCGAUUCAGAAUCCAGUCCGUACCAAUCAAAUUCCUAGACAAAUACCGGAACAGUUGUGGUAUAUGAAUCCAGUUUUCUCAAUGUUGGUAGCUGGAUUAUUACCAUUUGGAGCGGUAUUCAUAGAAUUAUUUUUCAUCUUUACGGCGAUUUGGCAGAAUCAGUUUUAUUAUUUAUUUGGAUUCUUGUUCCUGGUUUUUAUCAUACUAGUCAUUUCAUGCGCGCAAAUAUCCAUCGUUAUGAUAUACUUUCAAUUGUGUGCCGAAAAUUAUCACUGGUGGUGGAGAUCUCUAUUCGUAUCAGGCGGUUCUGCUAUACACAUGUUCUUAUAUUCGAUAUUUUACUUCAUGACCAAAUUACAAAUCACCGAAGCUGUCCCAACGUUGCUUUAUUUCGGUUACAGCGCCAUUAUGGUGGUUACAUUUUGGCUGCUCACUUCAACCAUCGGUUUCUUCUCCGUUUACUUCUUCAUUAAGAAAAUAUAUUCGGCGAUUAAAAUAGAUUAAGGUAAUCAUGCCAAGUCCAGUCUCCAAUACCCCACACUGCGCUUGAAAUAAUUUAAUCAAUCGAGUCGAGCCGUAUAAAUAUGUACAUAUUUGAAACAAACUGACGGUAUUUAGUUUGUUGUAUUCCGAAGGCUGCAGUAUCCAGAUUUUGUGUACAUAGAAUUCGUAUAUGUUUUCAUCGUAGAAAUAAAAUAGUACGUACUUAAAGCAUCGACGUGUAGAAGACAAUUAAUGAGAAAGAAUCGCAUCACAACGCAUCGUGUGUAAAAUGCAUUUAUCGUUUUUCCAUUAUUACCAUGUACCUAUAGAAAGAUUUCUCUCGUCCACGCGUUGUAAUCAUACAAUACGGUUUUUAUUAAAGUAUUUUUUUUUUUUUUUUCGUUUUAUUUAUGUAUAAAAAUAAUGUUGUUGAAGUACGCCAUGUUGAACGUAAUAGGUAUACUGUACGUGUAAACUAUUUUAAUUAAAUAGGUUGUUUAUUUGUCAACAAUUAUUCAACAUUUAUUAUACCUUUGAAAUUUUAUUUUGUACAAUACCUUUAAUGAUGAAUUCGCUUUAACAGAUUUUUUUAAUCAAAAUUAUUUUAAUUAUACCUAUGUAAUUUACGUAGAUAGUGUUGAGAACUAUGGAGAGUCUCUUUUUCUUUUUAUGACAGUUUUUAUUUAUAAGUUUCUUAUUAAAAAAUUGUGAUUUCGAGUUA